Messenger RNA from Trichomonas vaginalis G3, 249 nucleotides. RefSeq lists its product as uncharacterized. NCBI's taxonomy places the organism in Eukaryota, Parabasalia, Trichomonadida, Trichomonadidae. The record is from RefSeq and is a predicted model, not a curated record. The coding region runs from base 1 to 249 and encodes 82 amino acids. The transcript has a single exon.
AUGGACACAGACACAGGCAUGCACCAAAACCAACACAACAACCAACACAACAACCAACAGUUCAAAAUCCAGCACCACAACCAACAGUUCAAAAUCCAGCACCACAACCAACAGUUCAAAACACUGCACCACAACCAACAGUUCAAAACCCUGCACAACAACCAACAGUUCAAAACACUGCACAGCAACAACCACAAACAGAGCAAGGACAUAAAAGAAGUAGAGAACAAGGAAACCAAGAAUUCUUAA